AUGACCGGAGGGGCCUUGGUCGUCUUCACGACAACGUCGCUACUGCCCGCCCCUCUUCUACCUCCUCAACUGAAUCCCGCCAAAGCCCACCUCUAUAAUGUUCGGCGGCCGCGUAGAGCACACUAUGGCUUUGCUGUUACCUCGGACAUCUUGGUUGAGCACGCCCUCCGCUGGUACUCGACCGAGUUCACCCGUGAGGACUUUGACCGUGCCGAUCCUAUUCUGGUUAGAACCGUCGCCGUGGGGGCUGCUGAAGAGCACCUGGAACUCGACCCAGAGCACCCGAUCCUGGAGUUUCCUCUUGUUGAGACGCCUGAUGGGCUGAGGCCAUGCAUUGCUAUAUAUGACAGCCAUAUACGGAGCAGCUGGAAUCUGGACGAGGAGAAGGAAAGGAAGCAGAUUGAAGUUAUCAAGCGCGAGCUCAUGUUACCCGAGACGCAAGAGCCGAUGUGGUAUUAUUCUAAUUGCCGGUGA
Coniophora puteana RWD-64-598 SS2 is the source of this 474-nucleotide messenger RNA. RefSeq lists its product as uncharacterized. Lineage: Eukaryota; Fungi; Basidiomycota; Agaricomycetes; Boletales; Coniophoraceae. The coding region runs from base 1 to 474 and encodes 157 amino acids. The transcript has 3 exons. The record is from RefSeq and is a predicted model, not a curated record.